UACUUCUUCUGCUUGACAGGGAAGAUGAGUUCGGUCACGGUGCUUUGCCAGAGCACCAAUUGUCCACACGGGAACCCACCAUCAAAGCUAGAAUGCCCCACGUGCAAUAAGCUUGGUAUCCGCGGUUCCUUUUUCUGCGGGCAGGAGUGCUUCAAAGGCAACUGGAAAACCCACAAAAUCAUUCAUGAUCUUGCACGUCCCCCCGCCACCACGGCCAACCCAUUGCAAGACGGCACUUUCAAUCCUUUCGUGAAUUACGAUUACACGGGUACUCUUAGACCCGUAUACCCACUCACUCCAAAACGUGAAGUUCCGGCACAUAUUCCGCGUCCUGACUACGCAAUUAGCGAAGAUGGAGUACCGACCGCAGAGAUCAAACGAUCGGGUCAACCUCCUCGUCUGCUGGAUACAGGGGAAAUUGAAAAGAUGAGAACUGCGUGCAGGUUUGGUCGAGAAGUGCUGGAUAUUGCAGCAGCAAUGGUACGGCCGGGUGUGUCCACUGACGAAAUAGAUGCUGUCGUUCACCAAGCCACAAUCGAACGUAAUGCAUACCCAUCACCCUUGAACUAUCGUAAUUUCCCAAAAUCUCUCUGCACCUCCAUCAAUGAAUCCAUAUGUCAUGGCAUUCCCGAUCGCAGGAAAUUGCAAGAAGGCGAUAUCAUCAAUCUUGAUAUAUCACUCUACUACGACGGCUUUCAUAGCGACUUGAAUGCUACAUACCCCGUUGGUGAAAUAGACGAAGACUCCAAGAAAUUGAUUCGAACCACUCGUCAAUGUCUCGAUGAAGCGAUCAAAGUUUGCAAACCGGGCGCAUUGUUCCGUGACAUCGGCAAAGUUAUCGAACCAAUUGCGCGCGCUAAUGGAUGUGCUGUCGUACGAACGUACACAGGUCACGGCAUCAACGACUUAUUCCACACAGCCCCGAACAUUCCGCAUUAUGCAAAGAAUAAAGCAGUGGGGACCAUGAAACCGGGAAUGUGCUUUACUAUAGAGCCGAUGAUUAACUUGGGUUCUAAUUGGGACGUACAACACUGGCCCGACAAUUGGACUGCUACCACAGUAGAUGGGAAACGGAGCGCUCAGUUUGAGGAGACCUUGCUUAUCACGGAGACCGGCGUAGAAGUUUUGACUGCGGGGAAGAGCACGGAUCUAUAGCAACAAUUAAUUCUUCCGUCAUUCUCCGCUCCAAUAUUCCCCUCAGCGGCAAGGCACAUCGAAGCAUACAUAUCUCGAGAUCGACUGAACGGAUUCGGACAUUUAUGCUCGUGACAUGUGUACCCUUAUCUUUCCUCGUUUCCCCUUAUGCAAAAUUAUCGUUUCGUCUUUCAAUAUGUAUCCCUGCUAAUACACCCGCUGACAUUGACCCUUGGUAAUAGAGCGAAUGGGUGGGGAACACGUUUGUGUUUUGGGUAUCUCAUACCCUUCCAUCCCUUACUUUCCCACCUCCACCUCCAAGAUCGCCCUUCUUGUGAAAGCACAGAGUAUCUUCUUUACUCUCGAGAUGUCGGGCAACGACAGUGAACCGUAUCUUUUCGUCGAGAAAUGCGGCUCGACCCGAGGAAAUCCAAUUUAUGUGAUCACAAAGUACAUCCC
Messenger RNA from Suillus paluster, 1593 nucleotides. Its product is annotated as methionine aminopeptidase. The record is from RefSeq and is a predicted model, not a curated record. Gene Ontology annotation, molecular function: metalloaminopeptidase activity. The coding region runs from base 25 to 1155 and encodes 376 amino acids. Gene Ontology annotation, biological process: proteolysis. The transcript has 14 exons. NCBI's taxonomy places the organism in Eukaryota, Fungi, Basidiomycota, Agaricomycetes, Boletales, Suillaceae.